This is a messenger RNA of Nicrophorus vespilloides, 5778 nucleotides long. RefSeq names its product endoribonuclease Dcr-1. Gene Ontology annotation, cellular component: nucleus; cytoplasm; RISC complex. NCBI's taxonomy places the organism in Eukaryota, Metazoa, Arthropoda, Insecta, Coleoptera, Silphidae. Gene Ontology annotation, biological process: siRNA processing; apoptotic DNA fragmentation; pre-miRNA processing. The record is from RefSeq and is a predicted model, not a curated record. The transcript is spliced from 5 exons. The coding region runs from base 146 to 5572 and encodes 1808 amino acids. Gene Ontology annotation, molecular function: deoxyribonuclease I activity; RNA binding; protein binding.
UCAAAGUUGGCCGUUGGUUAUUGGUUAUGCUGUGCUGUGCAUUUAUAUGUCAGCCGGCGAAUUGGUGGAAACAAUAGAACAAUGUUACUAUGAAAAUUUGUGAUUUAUUAUUAGUUACAUGCUAGUCAAGUAUAUUGCGUAAACGAUGGCAUUCCAUUACAAUAACGACAAUGUAUAUGUAGACUCUUUUACUCCAAGAGAGUAUCAGGUAGAACUACUGGAUAGAGUAAAGAACAGGAACACCAUUGUGUGCUCGAGCACCAGCUUUGGGAAGGCUUUUAUAGCUUUAAAGCUGGUGCAGGAGCUAUCAUGGCAGAUGCGGAAGGCUUGUGGAAGUAGGGUGUUCUACAUACUUGAUUCGCAGAAUCUGAAUGUUCUCCUGGAGCAGUUGAAACUUUUAACAGAUUUGAACUGUAUGAUAUUAGAUAGAUCAAUUACUAAAAUUGAAUGGGUUCAAAUGAAAGAGGAUUACCAUGUUUUCCUAAUGACUGUUGAUGGUUGUUUGCAGUUUAUAGCAAAUACGGAAGAAGACUUUUCAUAUUUAACUCUUCUAAUAAUUGAUGAUGGCUUAUAUGGUGAGAAACAAUAUAAGCUCAAUUCUAUUAUGGAUGUGUAUGAUAAAACAGUAGAUAAACCAAGAGUAUUAGGAUUAGUUUCUGGCUUGUUGGGUGAAGACCUGAAACCGGCAUAUUUGAAUGCAGAGAUUUUAAGGCUGGAAAAUUUGCUUAGAUCAACUGUGGAUACGUCUAGUGAAAUUGUUACACAGAUAAGAUUGAGUAGCAAACCUAAGGAAAUUAUAAUGGAAUGUGUUCAAUCUGUGGAGAACUCUUUGCAAACUUCAAUAAGGGAGACUGUUCUUGAUGCCAUCACCUUUCUGACAGAACAUCGUUAUGAUCCUAGUGAAAUUUAUGCUGAAGAAUUUUUAGAAGAAAUCCGCAAUGUUCCUGAUCCAAAAGAGAAACCGUUAAUGCUGUUGCAUGAUUUUCUUGCACUUUUGGAAGAGUUAGGUAGUUGGUGCGCCAAUCAGGCUGCAUUACAUAUCUUAGUUUUAGUAGAGAAAUUGAAAGUCAAAGUUGCAUAUGAAAGGCAUUAUUUGUUGCUAUGUGUACUGAGUACAAAAAUGAUGCAAAUUCGAGCUAUGUGCGAGGCUGAGAUGGAAGAUCUCGAAGACGAAAAACAACGUAUAUUGUGCAUGUCUACACAUAAAGUACUCAGGUUUAUCGAGGUUCUCAGGGAGAUGGGUCCACCGGAAUCAGAGAAACCCGUCGAGCCAGUAAAUCCACCUGUUGUUGAUGUAGUUCCACAUCCACCAAAAUUUGGAAAAAGACAAUAUAAAGGUCAACGUCGCAACUAUUACGCCAGACCUAACCAUGAGGACAGCAUAUGUGCAUUGGUAUUUGUGAAGAAUAGUUGCACAGCUAGAGUCAUUCAUAGUUUAUUAUCUAGUUUAGCACAAUGUGAUAACCAAUUUUGGUGGAUAGGUACUUUAUUCACUGUCGAUAAAAUUGCUGAUCCUAUAACGGAACCUAACGAAGCGGAGUUAGAGCAUAGGAAACAAGAAGAUGUACUGAGGAAGUUUCGCUCACACGAUUGCAAUGUUAUGAUUUCAACAGCAAUUUUGGAGCAAGGUUUCGAUCUGCCUAAAUGUAAUUUGGUGAUUCGUUUCGAUAUGCCUGGAACUUUCCACAGUUAUGUGCAGAGCAAGUCGAGAGCUCGUUCCCAGAAUCCUUAUUAUAUUACGUUAGUUUGUGAAGUGGAGCGUAAGUUAUAUCUUCAGAAGUAUGCAGAAUACAUGGAGGUUGAAAAAACUUUGUUGAUGAGAUGCGGUAUGAUAGAGUACAAAGAUGAGGAUGUCCGGACAUCUGAUCAGGUCUGCAACACGUACGCUCCAUACAAAACCGCACAAAAUGAGACGGUUAGCUUGACAACAGCAAUUCCGUUGAUUAAUCGUUAUUGUGCCAAACUGCCAAGUGAUACUUUUACGAAAUUAGUUCCUACUUAUGAUUUUGUAAAAGCCAUAGACUUAGUAGCUUGUAAACUUCGAUUGCCGAUUAAUUCUCCAGUAAAAGCAACUGUUUGUAGUCCCUUUGUUUCAAGCGAUAUAUUGGCAAGGCGGCAUGCUGCAUUCUACAUGUGCCAACUGUUGCACAAAUAUAAAGAACUUGACGACAACCUUAAUCCAAUUACCAAAGAAAAUUUCCGAGCCACUGAAGAGGAUUGGAAUGAUUUUAGUUUAGAGAAGGAAGAUGAAGAAUUAAGUUUGGAACAUAUCGAGCAGAGGCCUGGAACAACAAAACGAAGACAGUAUUAUUAUAAAAGGAUUGCAUUUUCCCUACAAGAUUGUUUACCCUAUUCCAACAAAUCCACAUAUUUUUAUAGAAUUGUGAUGACCCUUACCUGUCCUAUUCCUGAAGAGCAAAACACCAGGGGACGGAGGAUUUAUCCUCCAGAAGAAUCCGCCCAAGGUUUCGGAAUUCUAACAUGCAAAGAAAUACCACAACUUUGUCCAUUUCCAAUAUUUACGAGAUCUGGCGAAGUUAAAAUAAGUUUAGAACUUUGCAAUGAAGGUGUUAAUUUGAGUGAAGAACAAUUACAUAAAAUUAGCGAAUUCUUAAAUUAUACGUUUACAAGUGUUUUACGUUUACAAAAAUACCAAAUGCUUUUUGAUCCUAAACACACUGAUAGCAGCUACUAUAUUGUACCAACAAUCACUGAUGACGAGAAAACUGAUGUUGACUGGGAUUUCUUAAAUAAGAUUUAUCAAAAUCGAGAUGUCCUUCCAGAAAGUAUUCCAGAUGAAAACCGAGCCAAUUACGAAUUUGAUCCUGCGAAAUAUAAAGAUGCUGUAGUUAUGCCGUGGUACAGGAAUCAAGACCAACCACAAUACUUUUACGUUGCAGAGAUAUGCUCUAAUCUAAAUCCAACUUCCACCUUCCCAGGUUCGGAAUAUUCCACAUUUCAGGAAUAUUAUUUGCGUAAAUAUAAUUUGGAUAUACAGAACGCCGAUCAGCACCUUUUAGACGUGGAUCAUACAUCAGCGCGUCUGAACUUUUUGACACCUAGAUACGUAAAUCGCAAGGGCGUUGCUUUACCAACGAGUAGCGAAGAAACCAAAAAGGCUAAACGAGAAAACUUAGAGCAGAAACAGAUUUUAGUACCUGAACUGUGUGCAAUACAUCCUUUCCCUGCCUCUUUGUGGCGAAAAGCUGUCUGCCUUCCAUGUAUUUUAUAUCGCAUAAACGCUCUGCUCUUGGCUGAUGAGAUACGAAGAACAGUCGCAGAAGAUAUUCAUUUGGGUAAACCCAUCUUACCGAGGUCAUUUAAUUGGCCUUCAUUGAACUUUGGUUGGUGUCUUUCUGACGUUUUGAAAAAAUCUAAAGAGAAUGAAUUAUCAAAUGAUAGUGUACAAGCUGCUGAAGAAGUUCUGGAAGACAUUAUUCUAAGAGCAGUUAGUAUAUCGGAAGAGAAGGUUAAAGAGGAGGAGUUGGAUAUAGAAACCAUUGAACGAAAUAGCGAUGAUCCUGAAUGGAUCGAGAUAGGCACUUGGUCAAAUGAUAUGGUGGGCAAAGAUCAAGCUAUUAAAUCAACGGUACGCUAUGGAUCUCCUACUAGUUGGAUGCAUAGCACAUAUGGAUAUAACGAAUACGACGAUUUUUCUGAUACGGAUAGUUAUUAUAGUGAAGAGUCUGAAGGAGAGACAAACGACUCUCAAUGUGGAGGAUUGCACAUUGAAUUUCAAGGAGAAUAUUUGGCUGAAGCCGUUGAUAAUACCACUGAGCCAACUACAACCCCGCAAGAUUACAUCUUGUCCAAAGCAUGGGAGACUGAGCCUCACGUUUCAGAGCAAUUGGAAAGCGACUUCAUCGAAGCCUGCGAGGGUCAUAUUACUAUCAUGAAUACACGCAUGGUUUUAAAAUCAGACGAACCAUUCAAGAUGACUGGCAUACAAAUCAACGAUAGAGAUUUGAUCAAAGUAGAGAAUGAUAACCAGAAGAGUGAUAAUUACAAUUUUGAAAGGAAAACAGUUGAGACGAUACCAAAUAUUAGACCAAAACCCCAGCUCACAGGUUUCAGCUUUGAUAAGCAACCUAAUUUGGAAGAGCAUCCUGGUCCUAGCCCGAGUGUCAUUCUUCAGGCUUUAACAAUGUCAAAUGCUAACGACGGAAUCAAUUUAGAACGGUUGGAAACUAUUGGCGAUUCAUUCUUGAAAUAUGCAAUAACCGAUUAUUUGUAUUCAAAAUAUGAGUACACACACGAGGGCAAGCUCAGCCAUUUGAGAUCAAAGCAAGUUAGCAAUUUAAACUUAUAUAGAUUAGGAAAACGUAAGCAAUUGGGAGAUAUGAUGAUCGCCACUAAAUUUGAUCCGCAUGAUAAUUGGCUGCCGCCUUGUUACUGCGUGUCCAAAGAGCUGGAAGAAGCUCUGAGCAAGGCUCGCAUCCCCGCCAACUAUUUAACAUUGGCGGAUUAUGUGGCUACUAGGAAUAUGAGCCUGCAAGAAAUUUGUUUGAAAAUUCAAGAACAGGGCGAGAGCGUCGUAGAUUUUGCUUCUGGUAUAAUCCCAUACAAUCUGGUCACGCAACACAGCAUCCCAGAUAAAAGCAUUGCCGAUUGCGUGGAAGCAUUGAUCGGUGCCUACUUGAUUGAAUGUGGACCAAGAGGUGCGCUGCUAUUCAUGGCUUGGCUAGGUAUCAGAGUGUUGCCGAAGUUCGAGGAUAACAGCUACGGCGAAUUAGCUGUACCUAAUUCACCGUUGAUCAGAUACGUUCCAGAUCCAGAUGCCCGUCUACUAAUUCUCCUAGAUGGUUACGAGAAGUUCGAACGCAUUUUGGAUUACGAGUUCAACGAUCGCUCGUAUUUGCUGCAAGCUUUAACGCACGCUUCUUACUCUCCAAACAACAUCACAGACUGUUAUCAACGGUUAGAAUUCUUAGGCGAUGCUGUCUUGGACUACUUAAUUACUAGACAUCUAUACGAAGAUAAGAGGAUGCAUUCGCCAGGAGCACUCACUGAUCUUAGAUCUGCAUUAGUAAACAAUACAAUUUUCGCCUCUCUGGCUGUCAAGUACAGCUUUCAUAAGUAUUUUCGAUACCUCUCUCCAGGUUUGCACCAGGUCAUAGAGAAAUUCAUCAAGAUUCAAGAAAGAGGUGGACACAAGGUCAGUGAAGAGUUAUUUUUACUGGAUGUAGAGGAGAGUGAAGAAGUCGAAGACGUUGAGGUUCCCAAAGUGUUAGGUGAUGUAUUCGAGUCCGUCGCUGGUGCGAUAUUCCUAGACUCUGGUAGGUCUUUGGAUGAAGUAUGGCGUGUUUACUACCAAAUGAUGAAGAACGAGAUCGAGCAGUUUAGCGACAAAGUACCGAAGUCGCCUAUUAGAGAGCUUCUGGAAUUGGAACCAGAGACUGCAAAGUUUGGAACUGCCGAGAAAUUAGCAGAUGGUCGCAGGGUCAGAGUCACGGUGGAAGUCUUCGGGAAGGGCGUGUUCAAGGGAAUUGGUCGCAACUACAGAAUUGCUAAAUGUACGGCGGCGAAAUGCGCACUGAAGCACUUGAAGAAGCAGACUCUAAGGUUAAUAUGAAUUCGAUUUCUUUUUAUAUAUAUAUAUGUUUAUAUUGAUUCUAUACUUCUUACCUGUGAUCUCAUUUUAUUUUAUUAUUUUUUAUAUUCGUGUAUGUAGGCACAUCACAUUCUCUAUACUUGUAUGUGCAUACAACACAUUCAAAUAAUAUUUUUUAUUUAAAUGUUUUCUAUAAAAAAAUGAACACCAAAUUUUAUAUAAACAAA